This is a messenger RNA of Oppiella nova, 556 nucleotides long. Lineage: Eukaryota; Metazoa; Arthropoda; Arachnida; Sarcoptiformes; Oppiidae. The record is from the annotation of a GenBank genome assembly.
GUUAGUAUCGAUGGCAUCGACUGCUCGACAAUAGGUUUGCAUGACUUGAGGUCUCGGCUAACAGUCAUACCUCAAGAGCCGGUACUCUUCGCGGGCUCUUUGCGACACAAUUUGGAUCCAUUGGAUCAGUGGUCAGACAAACAGAUAUGGCGGGCCUUAGAGUCGGCGCAUCUGAAGACAUUUGUGGACAGUCUUGAGAGUGGACUCAAUCACGAGAUCUCUAUCGACGGCGAGAAUGUGAGUGUCGGACAGAAACAGUUGGUCUGUUUGGCGAGAGCUCUGCUCAGACGCACCCGAGUCCUGGUCUUAGACGAGGCCACCGCCGCGGUCGAUAUGGAAACGGAUGACUUGGUUCAGAAGACAAUCCGUGAAGAGUUUGCGUCGUCGACAGUCGUGACGAUCGCUCACCGAUUGAAUUCAAUCAGAGAUUACGACAAAGUGUUGGUUUUGGACAACGGAUUCAUCGCUGAGUUCGGACCUCCGGAACAGCUCUUGACAGACAGGAACUCCAUCUUCUACUCGAUGGCCAAACACGAGGGCAUUGUCUGAAUGUUUC